Catharus ustulatus (Swainson's thrush) is the source of this 2073-nucleotide messenger RNA. It is a transcript of the gene ESRP1, whose product is annotated as epithelial splicing regulatory protein 1. Bases 163 to 2073 code for a protein of 636 amino acids. The record is from RefSeq and is a predicted model, not a curated record. The transcript is spliced from 14 exons. Gene Ontology annotation, cellular component: ribonucleoprotein complex. Lineage: Eukaryota; Metazoa; Chordata; Aves; Passeriformes; Turdidae. Gene Ontology annotation, molecular function: RNA binding.
GCCUCCCCCGCGCCAGGUCCUUGGGGAGUGAGGCUGCAGCUGGGGGUUCUGCCGCUUGGGUCUCGCUUGGAAGCGCCUGGGGCAAGGAAAGUUUCCGGCUUCUUCUCUUUCCCCGCUUCUUCCUUUCCUCCUUUUUAUCCUCUCUGCUGGCCCGGUGGCACCAUGACGGCGUCUCCCGACUACCUGGUGAUUCUCUUCGUGACCACGGCGGGCACCAACGGGGCAAGGUUGGGCUCAGACGAGCGAGAGUUGCUCCAGCUCCUGUGGAAAGUGGUCGACCUGAGGAGUAAGGAGCUGGGGCACCUGCAUGACGUGCUGGUCCGGCCUGACCACACAGAGUUGACGGCUGAGUGCCAGGAGAUCACCCAAGUGGAUGUGGAGAGCCUGGCACUGGCUCCACCGCUGGAGCAGGCAUUGAGACAGUUUAAUCAGUCCGUGAGCAAUGAGCUGAACAUUGGUGUAGGUACUUCUUUCUGUUUCUGUACUGAUGGACAGUUGCACAUUAGACAGGUUCUGCACCCUGAAGCUUCUAAAAAGAAUAUUUUCCUGCCUGAAUGCUUCUAUUCCUUUUUUGACUUGCGGAAAGAGUUCAAGAAGUGUUGCCCUGGCUCACCUGAAGUUAGCAAACUCGAUGUUGCAGCCAUGACAGAAUAUUUAAAUCUUGACAAGAACAGUCCAGCAUUUCCCUAUGGAGCCUCUCAAGUUGAAGAUAUGGGGAAUAUUAUUUUAACACUAAUAUCUGAACCAUACAAUCACAGAUUUUCAGAUCCAGAAAGGGUGAACUACAAAUUUGAAAGUGGGCCUUGCAGCAAGAUGGAACUGGUGGAUGACAAUGCUGUUAUCCGAGCAAGAGGAUUGCCAUGGCAGUCGUCUGACCAGGACAUAGCGAGAUUCUUCAAAGGUCUAAAUAUUGCCAAAGGAGGUGCUGCACUCUGUCUCAAUGCCCAAGGUAGGAGGAAUGGAGAGGCUCUUGUGAGGUUUGUAAGUGAAGAGCAUAGAGAUCUAGCACUGCAAAGGCACAAGCAUCACAUGGGAAACCGAUACAUUGAGGUAUACAAGGCAACAGGUGAAGACUUCCUUAAAAUUGCAGGAGGUACUUCCAAUGAGGUUGCACAGUUCUUGUCAAAAGAAAACCAAGUGAUUGUCAGGAUGCGAGGUCUUCCUUUCAAUGUCACGACGGAAGAAGUGCUGACUUUCUUUGGCCAGCACUGCCCUGUAACAGGAGGGAAGGAGGGAGUCCUGUUUGUCACUUACCCUGACAGCAGGCCAACAGGGGAUGCCUUUGUCUUGUUUGCUUGUGAGGAAUACGCACAAAAUGCACUGAAAAAGCACAAGGAUUUACUGGGAAAAAGAUACAUUGAACUCUUCCGAAGCACUGCAGCAGAAGUUCAGCAGGUGCUGAACAGGUACUCUUCCACACCUCUCAUUCCUCUCCCAACACCUCCAAUUCUUCCAGUAUUACCUCAACAAUUUGUGCCUCCCACUAACAUCAGAGACUGCAUACGUUUACGUGGUCUUCCCUAUGCUGCUACUAUAGAGGACAUUCUAGAGUUCCUGGGAGAGUUUUCUACAGAUAUUCGGACCCAUGGAGUUCACAUGGUACUAAAUCACCAGGGACGUCCCUCAGGAGAUGCUUUCAUUCAGAUGAAAUCUGCAGAUAGAGCUUUCCUGGCUGCACAGAAGUGUCAUAAGAAGACGAUGAAGGACAGAUAUGUUGAAGUCUUUCAAUGCUCUGCUGAAGAGAUGAACUUUGUAUUAAUGGGGGGCACUUUAAAUCGAAAUGGCUUGUCCCCACCACCAUGUAAGUUACCAUGCCUUUCACCCCCUGCCUACUCCUUUCCGGCUCCUGCUGCAGUUGUGCCAACAGAAGCUGCUCUGUAUCAGCCAUCCAUGCUCCUGAACCCACGAACACUUCAGCCCUCCACAGCCUACUAUCCUGCUGGGGCUCAGCUCUUUAUGAACUACACAGCGUAUUACCCCAGUAUGCAGCAGAGGAUGGAAUUGUACACACAAGUGAUGCGACCAGGACAGUGUCCAAAGAAUGGAUUUGCAUUUAAAGGUCCCAGCAGUUAG